AUGGUCAUUCUCUCUGUGUCCCUGUUUGGGGUCCCCUUUGGAUGCCUGGUUGUCAGGGCCAAGCCCGUGUCCCUCCUGGCUGGCAGAGCCCUGGAGGAGACAGGAUGUUACGCCGUGAUCGCCUACGGCUGCGCCCGCUGCCCCCAGCUGACCUGUGAGAGGGAUGGGUGCCAGACUGAGUUCUGCUACCACUGCAAGCAGAUCUGGCACCCCAACCAGACGUGUGACAUGGCGCGGCAGCAGCGCGCCCAGGCGCUCCGCGUGCGGACCAAGCACACCUCGGGGCUCAGCUACGGGCAGGAGGCUGGGCCAGCUGAUGACAUCAAGCCGUGCCCACGCUGCAGUGCCUACAUCAUCAAGAUGAACGACGGGAGCUGCAACCACAUGACGUGCGCCGUGUGCGGCUGCGAGUUCUGCUGGCUCUGCAUGAAGGAGAUCUCGGACCUGCAUUACCUCAGCCCCUCUGGCUGCACAUUCUGGGGCAAAAAGCCAUGGAGUCGUAAAAAAAAGAUCCUGUGGCAGCUGGGGACGCUGAUCGGGGCCCCCGUGGGCAUCUCCCUCAUUGCUGGCAUUGCCAUUCCUGCCAUGGUCAUUGGCAUCCCCGUGUACGUGGGGAGGAAGAUCCACAGCAGGUAUGAGGGAAAGAAGACCUCGAAGCACAAGAGGAACUUGGCAAUUACUGGUGGGGUCACCCUGUCUGUCAUUGCCUCUCCAGUCAUUGCUGCUGUCAGUGUUGGUAUUGGAGUUCCCAUCAUGCUGGCCUAUGUCUACGGCGUGGUGCCCAUCUCGCUGUGCCGGGGCGGGGGCUGCGGGGUCAGCACAGCCAACGGGAAGGGGGUGAAGAUCGAGUUUGAUGAAGAUGAUGGACCCAUCACAGUGGCCGACGCCUGGCGAGCCCUGAAGAACCCCAGCAUCGGGGAGAGCAGCAUCGAGGGGCUGACCAGUGUGCUGAGCACCAGUGGGAGCCCCACCGACGGGCUCAGCGUCGUGCAGGGCAACUACAGCGAGACCGCCAGCUUCGCCGCCCUGGCGGGGGGCACCCUCAGCGGGGGGGUCCUCUCGGGGGGCAAGGGCAAGUACAGCAGACUGGAAGUUCAGGCAGAUGUCCAGAAGGAGAUCUUCCCCAAGGACUCGGUCAGCUUGGGGGCCAUCAGUGACAACGCCAGCACUCGAGCCAUGGCUGGUUCCAUCAUCAGCUCCUACAACCCCCAGGACAGGGAGUGCAAUAACAUGGAGAUCCAGGUGGACAUCGAAGCCAAACCAAGUCACUACCAGCUGGCCAGUGGCAGCAGCACAGAGGACUCCCUGCACGUCCACACACAAAUGGCAGAGAACGAGGAAGAGGAGGAGGAAGAGCAGGAGCAGCUGUGCCAGCACCAAAGCUGUGAGCAAAGGGACUGUGUUGCCAGCAAAACCUGGGACAUCACCCUGGCCCAGCCCGAGAGCAUCAGGAGCGACCUGGAGAGCUCGGACAGUCAGUCGGACGACGUGCCCGACAUCCCCUCGGAUGAGUGCAGCCCCCCCUGCUCUCAGACUGCAGCAGCCUCUGGGGGCUGCAGGCUGGACGAGAUGGUCAAACUGGAGUGCAUCGAAGCCCGAGUAUGA
Messenger RNA from Chaetura pelagica (chimney swift), 1605 nucleotides. RefSeq names its product ring finger protein 19B (gene RNF19B). Lineage: Eukaryota; Metazoa; Chordata; Aves; Apodiformes; Apodidae. The transcript is spliced from 10 exons. Gene Ontology annotation, molecular function: zinc ion binding; ubiquitin protein ligase activity; ubiquitin conjugating enzyme binding. Gene Ontology annotation, biological process: ubiquitin-dependent protein catabolic process; protein polyubiquitination; positive regulation of proteasomal ubiquitin-dependent protein catabolic process. The record is from RefSeq and is a predicted model, not a curated record. Gene Ontology annotation, cellular component: ubiquitin ligase complex; cytoplasm. The coding region runs from base 1 to 1605 and encodes 534 amino acids.